Messenger RNA from Rhea pennata, 5659 nucleotides. It is a transcript of the gene NCOA1, whose product is annotated as nuclear receptor coactivator 1. The record is from RefSeq and is a predicted model, not a curated record. NCBI's taxonomy places the organism in Eukaryota, Metazoa, Chordata, Aves, Rheiformes, Rheidae. The coding region runs from base 294 to 4658 and encodes 1454 amino acids. Gene Ontology annotation, biological process: cellular response to hormone stimulus; positive regulation of transcription by RNA polymerase II. Gene Ontology annotation, molecular function: nuclear receptor binding; protein dimerization activity. The transcript has 21 exons. Gene Ontology annotation, cellular component: nucleus.
GAGGUAACGAAAGGGCGCAGGCGAGGAAGGGUCGUCGCAGGAGAACGCGGACGCCGAGGGCAGAGCAAGAGCUGCCCCGCCACGCUCACCGGGCGGUGGAAAGGAUUCAGUAAUUGAUGCUGGUCUGCUAUCAGAAGAGUUUGUUUGAAGACUGCCCAUGGACAAUCAAUGUCGGUGUUUGCUGAAGUUCUAGGAUUCUUUUGGUUUGCUGUAUAAUUAACUGAAGAGUCCCAUUUUUUUUUCCCAUGAACCAUCUUUCACCUCUGGAAAAGAGAGGUGCAAAGUAGGUCAACAUGAGUGGCCUUGGGGACAGUUCAACGGACCCUGCCAACCCCGAUUCGCGGAAGAGGAAAGGCUCGCCGUGUGAUACGCUGGCGCAGAGCAAUGAAAAGCGGCGACGGGAACAGGAGAACAAAUAUUUAGAGGAGCUGGCGGAGCUGCUGUCUGCAAACAUUGGGGACAUCGACACUCUGAGUGUCAAACCCGACAAAUGCAAGAUCCUAAAAAAGACGGUUGAUCAGAUCCAGCAGAUGAAGAGGUUGGAACAAGAGAAAGCGGCCGACGACGAAGUGCAGAAGUCGGACAUCUCGUCGAGCAGCCAGGGGGUGAUCGAGAAGGAGUCGCUGGGACCGCUGCUGCUGGAGGCCCUGGACGGCUUCUUCUUCGUGGUGAACCGCGAGGGGCGCAUCGUCUUCGUCUCCGAGAACGUGACCAGCUACCUGGGCUACAACCAGGAGGAGCUCAUGAACACCAGCGUCUACAGCAUCCUGCACGUGGGCGAUCACGCCGAGUUCGUCAAGAACCUGCUGCCCAAGUCGCUAGUGAACGGAGUCCCUUGGCCUCAAGAAGCGACGAGGCGCAACAGCCAUACGUUCAGCUGCAGGAUGCUGAUCCGGCCCCCGGACGAGCCGGGCGCGGAGAACCAGGAGGCUCGCCAGCGGUACGAGGUGAUGCAGUGCUUCACCGUCUCCCAGCCCAAGUCCUUCAAGGAGGAAGGAGAAGAUUUCCAGUCGUGUCUGAUCUGCAUUGCAAGAAGAUUACCUCGACCCGCCGCCGUCGCCCCUUCCGAGUCCUUCGUGACCAAGCAGGACACCACAGGUAAAAUCAUCUCCAUUGACACCAGUUCCCUGCGAGCUGCCGGCAGAACGGGCUGGGAAGAUUUAGUGCGGAAGUGCAUCUACGCUUUCUUCCAGCCUCAGGGCAGAGAGCCGUCCUACGCCAAGCAGCUAUUUCAAGAAGUGAUGACCCGCGGCACAGCCUUCAGCCCCUCGUACCGGUUCACCCUGAGCGACGGGACGGUUCUCAGCGCCCACACCAAGUGUAAGCUCUGCUACCCUUCCAGUCCGGAGAUGCAGCCCUUCAUCAUGGGCAUCCACGUCAUCGACAGGGAUCACGGCAUGCUCUCGCCCCAGGAGAACACUAACGCGGGGCUGUCCCUGCCCCGGGUGAGCCCCUCGCUGAAUCCCAGCAUCUCCCCAGGACAAGGCAUGGCCCUGCCACCCUCCAUCCCUCCAUCCAACGGCAGCAUGUUGGCGACCAACGUAAACCAGCAGCCAGGCUCCGGCCUCCACAGCAGCAACUCCAGCACCAGCCAGACAAGCUUUGGGUGUUCACCUGGUAACCAGAUAGGAGCCAACGUUGCCUUAAGUCAGGGACAAGCUGGUCCCCAGAACAGUAACCACACUUUGAACCUCAAUAGCUCCCCCAUGAGUAGUCCAGGGAUUACCCCACCGCAGUUCAUGUCUCCUAGGCAUCGGGUGAGCCCGGGACUGGUACCGAGGCCCCGUGUGCCCAGCAACAACCCUUUCUCCCCGACCAUGCCCACCAUGCACUCCCCCGUGGGGAUGGCCAGCAGCGGCUGCGGUGGCAACGGCGGCGGCAGGCCCUUCGCCAGCGCCCCGCUGAACUCGAUGCAGGGGCUCAGCGAGGGCCCGGGCACGCCGGUGGGCUACUCCACGCCGCCUCCCGUGCUGCGGCAGCUGAGCUCGCAGAGCUCGCCCGGCCGCCUCGGCAUGCAGCCCAUGAAGGCCGAGUCGAAGGACAGCAAAGAGAUCGCCUCCAUCCUCAACGAGAUGAUCCAGUCGGACGGCGGCUCGAGCGAUGGCAAAGCCCUGGACUCGGGCGUGCUUCAUGCCGGUGACAGACUCUCGGAGGGGGAAAGCAAGUGCUCGCAAGCCACCAGCCACAAGCUGGUCCAGCUGCUGGCCACCACGGCGGAGCAGCAGCUGCGGCACGCCGACGCCGACACGAGCUGCAAGGACUCGCUCGCCUGCGCGGGCGCCGCUGGCGGCCUGGCCGCCGGCAACCCGCCGAGCAGCACUUGUCCCUCCUCGCACAGCUCGCUGACGGAGCGGCACAAGAUUUUGCACCGGCUCCUUCAGGAGGGCAGCCCUUCCGACAUCACCACCCUGGCGAUGGAGCACGACAAGAAGGAUAACGCCCCGAACCCCGCCAGCACCCCCUCGGCUCCCAGCCAGCUCCCGGCCACGCCGGAAAUCAAACUGGAGCCCGACGCCUUGAAGAAAAAGGAUGUCAAGGAUCACCAGCUCCUGCGCUACCUGCUAGACAAGGACGAGAAGGAGCUCGCCGCGGCACCGGCCCUCAGCCUGGACGACGUGAAGGUGAAGGUGGAGAAGACGGAGCAGAUGGAUCCGUGUAACACCACCCCGGUGCCGCUGCCCAAGGCGCCUGCCGCGGAGGAGGUCAAGCUGGAGUCGCAGGGCCAGUUCGCUGCCGAGCUGGAGCAGCUGGACCAGCUGCUGCCGUCGCUGGAGAAGGCGGCGCCAGCGCCCGGCCUGGGCGGCCCCGAGCGAGCCGAGAGCAGCGCGGCCGGCGGCGGCGGCGUCAAGCCGGAGAUCCUGGCGGCCCCCCUGCAGCCCGCCGCCGCCCGGGCCCCCGCCGGACUCAACCGAAUGACCGAACUGGAGAUGACAGUGCCGGAGCACCAGUUCGGGCAGCCGGGACUGGGCGAGCAGAUGCCGUGGCCGGACAACAGCGUGGCCUCCGUGAGCCGCGGCGCCCUGAGCAAGCCCGACGACCAGUGCAUCGCCUCGCAGCUGGACGAGCUGCUCUGCCCCCCGACCACGCCGGAGGGCCGCAACGACGAGAAGGCCCUGCUCGAGCAGCUCGUGUCCUUCCUCAGCGGCAAAGACGAGACGGAGCUGGCCGAGCUCGAUCGGGCGCUCGGCAUCGACAAGCUGGUGCAGGGCGGCGGGCUGGAGGCGCUGACGGAGAGGUUCCCGCCCCAGCAGGCUGCCGCGCCGCUGCUGCUGGAGCAGAAGGCCGGCGCGUACCCGCAGCCUUACUCCUCGGCAGCGCCCGCCGCCAGCCUCCCCGCCGCCUUCCCCGGCAUGGUGCGCCAGAAGCCGUCGUUCGGGCCCGUGCCGGUGCAGGUGCCGCCGCCGCCGCGCGGCGCCUUCCCCACCAGCAUGGCCAUGCAGCCCCGGCAGCCCCUCAGCCGGCCCCCGACGGCCCCCAACCAGCUGCGACUUCAGCUGCAGCAGCGGCUCCAGGGCCAGCAGCAGCUGAUCCAUCAAAAUCGGCAGGCAAUCCUCAACCAGUUCGCGGCGAGCUCGCCGGUCGGCAUCAACAUGCGGGCCGGCAUGCAGCAGCAGAUGACGCCGCAGCCGCCGCUGAACGCCCAGAUGCUGGCGCAGCGCCAGCGGGAGCUCUACAGCCAGCAGCACCGGCAGAGGCAGCUCAUGCAGCAGCGCGCCAUCCUGAUGCGGCAGCAGAGCUUCGGGAGCAGCCUGCCGCCCUCGGGCGGGCUGCCCGUGCAGAUGGGGGCGGCCCGCCUGGCCCAGGCGCCCCCGCAGCAGUUCCCCUACCCCCCCAGCUACGGUACGAGCCCCGGCAACCCGCCCGCCUCCACCAGCCCCUUCUCGCAGCUGGCCGCCAGCCCCGAGGCGGCGCUGGCCAACCGCGGCGGCAUGGUGAACCGGGGCAUGAUGGGCGGCGUCGGCGGGCAGUUCGGCGCCGGCAUGACCCCGCAGAUGCAGCAGAACAUCUUCCAGUAUUCGGGAUCAGGCAUGGGCCAGCAAAGCGAGCCCGCCUUCGCCCCGUCGCUCAGCCCCAGCAGCCCGCUGAUGUCGCCGCAGCUCCCUCCGUCUCAGAGCCCCAUGCUGCAGCCGGCUGCGCCGACGCCGGGCUACCAGUCGCCGGACAUGAAGACCUGGCAGCAAGGAGCGAUGGGGAAUAACAACGUGUUCAGCCAAGCCGGGCAGACCCAGGCGGCGCCGGCUCAGCAGGGCAUGUACAACAACAUGAGCAUCACCGUGUCCAUGGCCGGGGGAAACACCAGCGUCCAGAACAUGAAUCCCAUGACGGCACAGAUGCAGAUGAACUCGCUGCCGAUGCCCGGGAUGAACUCCAUGUGCUCGGAGCAGGUCAGCGACCCGGCGCUGAGACCCGCGGGCCUUUACUGCAACCAGCUUUCCUCCACUGACCUGUUGAAAACGGAAGCAGACGGGGCGCAGGUCCAGCAGGUUCAGGUGUUCGCGGACGUGCAGUGUACGGUGAACCUGGUGGGAGAGCCCUACCUGAACCAGCCGGCGGCCCUGGGCGCCCCGAAGGCCGCCGCGGGGCCGCCGCCGCCGCCGCCGCCGCCGCCGCCGCCGGGCCAGCAGAAGAGCCUCCUGCAGCAGCUACUGACCGAAUAACGCUUCUCAGAGGAAUGUGAAGUUUAAAUAAUAAGACGUACAGAGAUUAUAUAAAUAUAUAUAUUAUAUAUUUUUCUGAGAUUUUUGAUAUCUCAACAACUUGCAGCCAUUCUUCAGCUCGUAGUGUUUUGGAGCAAAAACGGGGGGUGUUUUGUUUGGGGGGGGCUAUUUUUUUUUGUUUCGUUCCCCUUUUUCCCCCCUUUUUUUUUCCUUUUUUUUUUUUUUAAAAGCGUCGGAUGUUGGCGAAGCGACGGGGCAGGACAGCCGGUUUUCUUGAGCCAAAAUUACAGAUGAUUCUUAUUUUUGUAAUCAGUUGCUGGCUUCUUAAUCUGGACGACGGUUUCUCGGGGAGGCGGGGAGGGAAGGGGGCCGCAGGGAGCCGCAGGGCUGCGUCGGGAGGAAGACGAGGACGAGGAGGAGGAGGAGGAGGAGGAGCAGGAGGAGCAGGAGGAGAGGAGCAAUCUCAGUUUCAGCUGGAUCUGUCACUGAUCGCGCCCGGCCCGGGGACGCGGCGCCGGGGUGGGGGGGGACGCUGGAUUUCCGCGCGGAAAGCCGGUUUUACUCACGCUUAAAACAAGACCCUUCGCCCCGCGCCCCAGCCCGCUUGUGCGUACAAUCAGCUUUUUCUAGCAAUCGUGAGUUUGUCGGUUUUAAAGAAGAACAGAGUAUUUUGACCCACCAUUUUUUUCCAUGGUUUAUGCUGGUUUAAAAGCCUCCUCGCAAAAAAAAAAAAAAAAAAAACGGAGGCGACAACGUGUAUAUGACAACCGAGGAAAAAAAAAAAAAGACAAAAAAAGAACAGUUCGGGGGGAAAAAAAACUGCAAUAAUUUUUAGGGGGAAGGAUGGGGGGAGGGUUCUGUCAAUUAUUGUAGAUAAAAAUUUUCUGAUUAAAUAUUAAAUAAAAUUAAGCAGUCGGUUCUUUCUGCUUUGAUUGUGUUUAACAGCUGAGGUAGCUUAAACUAUUUAAAAUAAUAAUAAUAAAAUAAUAAUAAUAAUUGAA